AUGAAAAAUCUAAGAUUAUUUCUUCCUUUGUCUAUAUUUUUUCUCGCCAUUUGGACGAGAGAAUUCGUACCUUGCAAUCCUCUCAAAGAUGACUAUUGUCAAGGGAUCAACCAGGCAUUGUCCAGCUCAUUUACUGACGAGUUCAGAGAACCGUCCUCUUUCUUUGAUGUUUUUUCUGAGCGCGGCGAAACAAAAUACACUAAUGAUGGAUUGAAGAUCAUUAUCAACAAGCGUUUCGAUAAUCCAUCAAUCAGAUCAACCUUCUACAUUCUUUUUGGAAAAGUUGAAGUCAUUGCCAAAUCCGCAGCAGGCCGGGGGAUCAUCAGCAGCGUGUUUUUGCAAAGCGAUGAUUUAGAUGAAAUUGAUUUGGAAUGGAUUGGAAGCGCCAAAGACACUGUACAAAGUAACUAUUUUGCCAAAGGCGAUGUCAGAGAUUAUUCUCGAGGAGGGUAUCAUCAUGUCGAGGAUUGCCAUAAUCAGUUUCAUAAUUAUACGAUUGACUGGACUGCGGAAAGUUUAUCUUUUUACAUAGAUAACCUUAAAGUUAGACAAAUCUUCAACGAUGAGCCUACAAAUGUUUACGGUUAUCCACAAACCCCGAUGGCGGUGUAUUUGGGCACCUGGGUCGGGGGCGAUCCUGGUAACCAAGUAGGAACAAUUCAGUGGGCGGGCGGUUUAACCGAUUUCAAUGAUGGCCCAUUCACUAUGGAGGUCAAUAGAAUUGUUAUAUCUGAUUAUUCUUCAGGGAAGUACUAUAAGUAUCAUGGAAAAUCGGGGGAUUGGAGUUCGAUCCAGAGCAUUGAUGGUACAGUCAAUGGGAGAAUUAAUCAAGCAGCCAAUGAAUUUUCAAUAUUAUCUUCUGAGGAUGUUCCACAAAAUAAGCAAAAUGUUGAUAGCAACGGGGAUCAGAGCGCUGAAAAGGAUAGAAGGUCUUUUUCUCAAUUUUCUGGCAAAUUUAAAGCCGAAUCGGUGGACAACAAUUCUACAAAGGUGGAGGUUGCGAAAUCAGGGAUCUUGUUUUUAUUUAUUGGUGGAUAUAUCCUUAGCUUAUUUAUUUGA
Saccharomycopsis crataegensis is the source of this 1059-nucleotide messenger RNA. RefSeq names its product glycoside hydrolase family 16 protein. Lineage: Eukaryota; Fungi; Ascomycota; Saccharomycetes; Ascoideales; Saccharomycopsidaceae. Gene Ontology annotation, biological process: carbohydrate metabolic process; fungal-type cell wall organization. The record is from RefSeq and is a predicted model, not a curated record. The transcript has a single exon. Gene Ontology annotation, cellular component: fungal-type cell wall. Bases 1 to 1059 code for a protein of 352 amino acids. Gene Ontology annotation, molecular function: hydrolase activity, hydrolyzing O-glycosyl compounds; glycosyltransferase activity.